Messenger RNA from Arachis stenosperma, 2018 nucleotides. Its product is annotated as putative ABC1 protein At2g40090. The transcript is spliced from 11 exons. The record is from RefSeq and is a predicted model, not a curated record. Gene Ontology annotation, cellular component: mitochondrial inner membrane. Bases 55 to 1683 code for a protein of 542 amino acids. NCBI's taxonomy places the organism in Eukaryota, Viridiplantae, Streptophyta, Magnoliopsida, Fabales, Fabaceae. Gene Ontology annotation, biological process: lipid homeostasis; mitochondrion organization.
CGAGAAGAGAACCUAUUGUGACCAAAGUCACAACGACCAAACACGACCCUAAAUAUGGGCUCAUUAUGGCGCGCAGGAAAGAAGCUCUCUCUUGUUGCCUCCGCCGCUGCCGGUGGCACCGCGGCAGCGCUCAUUGCCACCUCUGACGACCCCGCAACAGCUCUCAGGCUCUGCGCCACCGUUCCCCACCGCCUCCUCCGCGACGCCGUCACUGCCGCCAACAUUGCGUUCGAUUAUGAAUAUUCGCUGCGUGGAUUGCGGGAGGGAAGCAUUGAGAGGGAGAUGGUCAAGCAUGAAGUUCACCUCCGGUCAGCAGAGAAACUUCGAGACUUGUGUUUUAAGAAUGGUGGGAUUUAUAUAAAGCUUGGGCAGCAUCUUGGGCAGUUGGAGUACUUGGUUCCUCAAGAGUAUGUUAUAACAUUGAGGGAAUCUAUGCUAAAUAGAUGUCCAGUUUCUUCAUAUGAGCAAAUAUGUGAAGUAUUCAAGAGGGAGCUUGGAGACACACCGGAAAAUAUAUUUGCUGAGUUUGACCCAAUUCCAAUAGCAAGUGCUUCCCUUGCACAAGUCCAUGUAGCCCACACACAUGAUGGCCAAAAAGUUGCUGUGAAGGUUCAGCAUGCUCACAUGACUGAGACUGCAGCUGCAGAUCAUGCCACAGUGGAAUUGGUUGUGAACACUCUGCAUAGGUUUUUUCCCAGUUUUGAUUAUAGGUGGUUGAUUGAUGAGAUUAAUGACAGUUUACCCAAGGAAUUAGAUUUUUUGGUCGAGGCAAAGAAUAGUGAGAAGUGUGUGGAAAACUUCCGGAAGUUGUCUCCUCAUGUUGCAAAUUAUGUAUAUGCUCCAAAAGUAUAUUGGAAUCUAAGUACCUCAAAGCUUCUAACAAUGGAAUUCAUGGAUGGUGCUCAUAUAAAUGAUAUCAAGACCAUUCGAAAACUUGGAAUCCAUCCACAUGAACUUUCAAAAUUGGUAAGUCAGACUUUUGCGGAAAUGAUGUUCAAGCAUGGGUUUGUGCACUGCGAUCCACAUUCUGCAAAUUUAUUGGUUCGUCCAAUGCCUUCUGGGAAACGUAAUAUUCUGGGCUGGAGAAAACCUCAGUUGAUUCUUUUAGAUCAUGGACUUUACAAAGAACUUGACUUCGAUACAAGAACUAAUUAUGCUUCACUGUGGAAGGCUUUGGUAUUUUCUGAUGUUAGUGCAAUCAAGGAAUAUAGUGCAAAAUUGGGUGCUGGAGAGGAUUUGUAUGUACUUUUUGCCGGAGUUCUGACUAUGAGACCAUGGAAAAGAGUUGUUGACCAAUCACUGGAUCAUUUAGUUUUUAACGGAACAGAGAGUGAAAUUUCAGAACUGCAGAUGUACGCUUCUGAAUAUUUCCACCAAAUCUCAGAGCUUCUAAGGAGAUUACCGCGUGUGAUUCUUCUAAUGCUGAAGACAAAUGACUGCCUACGAGCAGUCAACAAUUCUCUGCUGCAAGGAUCUUCUCUGGACACAUUUUUCAUUAUUGGAAAGAUUUCUUCCGAGGCUGUCAUCGAUGUGAAGAUGUCGCAAAGUAAGUCCCUUUUAAGUUGGUUGAAUGUCAGAUUGGAAAAGAUUUUGCUGGAAGUACGACUUUGGGGAAUUCAGAUAGUCUUGUGGAUUUACCAAAUAAGAAAGGCGCUAUCUUGGUCUGACCAAGGAUUAGUAUAAAAUUAUUCAUAAGCUACUAAACUACUUUUGUACUACUAUAAACAUUUUACAAAUAAUAAGCUCUUAUACAAGUUAUAGUGCAUUCUUUGUCUCCGUGGUCAAAAUCUCCUGCCCAAUUUGCAGAUUUUGUUUGAGCACGGAUUGAUGAAUUGAUUUAUAGGUUGUGAGAGAUAGGAAAGGAGCAACUAAAGCCUUUUUUUUUAAAGGCUUUAUUCAUGUAUUCAGUGUGUUGUAAAAUGCCCAUUAAUAUGGGAAAAGUACAGUGAGAGAUAUAUAGAAUACUUUUCUACAUUAAUUUUAUUUUGAAUGGCUGAAGCCUGAAAGUGGGUACUUGA